This is a messenger RNA of Kockovaella imperatae, 4177 nucleotides long. RefSeq lists its product as hypothetical. Gene Ontology annotation, molecular function: ubiquitin binding. Bases 115 to 3969 code for a protein of 1284 amino acids. Gene Ontology annotation, biological process: double-strand break repair via homologous recombination; protein deubiquitination. The record is from RefSeq and is a predicted model, not a curated record. The transcript has 10 exons. Lineage: Eukaryota; Fungi; Basidiomycota; Tremellomycetes; Tremellales; Cuniculitremaceae.
CCGUCCAUUCUCGUCACCAUUACACCAUCCUCCUUCACCACAUCUUGUCCCAUAUCUUCCUGUAUCUUGAUUGCUGCACUCUCUGUCCCCCUCCCUCCUUCGUGACGAGCAGAGAUGCCAGUCUCUCGCCGCGUCUCCUACAUCCUCCCCUCCCCCACGGAGCCCGCCCCGUUAUUACAGCUUCCCGGAAUAGGAGAGAGACGACGAGGCGUCACGCAGCCAUUCUUGGUCCAUAAAGAUGUCAACAGUGAUGGAUUCAAUGGACAUGCUCUGAACGAUAAUCCAUUCGAAUCGCCCGAGGACCAUAGUAGAUCAUCAUCUCAUCCUAGGCAUUGCCUAGGUAUCAAUGCGCUGGCAUUAGACACUUCGACCACCUUAUCAGAUAGUUCGGCACCGGCCGGUAUCCUCUAUUCUGGAGGAAGAGAUGGUCUCGUAGCUUCUUGGGAGCUUGGCGUCCCUCACAAACGUCGACGUGGUGGACGAUAUGAGACAUUACCGGGAAGGACCACUCGAACGAAGUGGGAGCGUGUAGGAGAUGGUGCUGAAAUGUGGGACGACGAUGAGGACGAGGAUGCGCAAGGGGAAAAUGAUUCGCCUGAGGAUCUAGGCGCAGACGAAGAGGCCAUCUGGAGCAGCGAUGAUGAUCUCGGUGAUGGAUGGGUGGGAGUAGAUGGCGAAGGCAGAAAGAGGAGAGGUCCCCGAGGCGAGAUCCCCUAUGAAGAGAGAUGGGAGGUGGAUUAUGACCAAAUCCCUAGCAAGGUCCAACCCACGAGGUACAGACAGUCGGCUCAAACGCACACCGAUUGGGUCAACGCCAUGUUGCUGUGCAAUCUCAAUCAAACGGUUAUCACCGGAUCGUCAGAUCGAACCAUCAGAGCCUGGUCACCUCAUGUUCAGGACUCUGCGCCCGCACUGAUAGGACGUCACCGCGAUUAUGUUCGUUGCCUGGCAUGGGCCAAACAGCCCGCGCUUCUGUUUUCAGGCGCUUUGGACAGAUACAUUUGUCUGUGGGAUGUCGCCCAACCCGAUCCGGAGAAACCAUUGCUCCAGCUGGACCUGAGCAAAUCGGACGACUGGGGUGGUGUUGGUAUGGAAGGCGAGAGAGGUAGUGUCUAUGCCUUAGGAACAGAUCCCGCUGGAAAAUUCUUGGCUGCGGGUACUCCUGAGCAGGUAGUACGAUUGUGGGAUCCUCGAGUGGGUGAUCAGUCUAUCGGCAAGCUGGUCGGACAUUCGGACUGCGUCAGAAGCAUCAUCGUUAGCGAUGACGGCCGCUAUAUGCUCACUGGAAGCUCGGACACGACUAUCAAACUUUGGUCGCUUGCCGCUCACCGCUGCCUGCACACUUUCAGCCAUCACACGUCAUCAGUGUGGGCUCUUCAUUCCACUCACCCUAAUCUGGAGCGCUUCUACUCUGGCUCCAGAGACGGUCACCUCUGCGCUGUUGAUGUUGAGUCUGUUGGAGAUAUCUCCGAUGGAGAAUGUGUCGUAUUAGCCAGAGAAGGGGCAAACGCACACAACCUUCCAGGCGACUACGAGAGCAAGACCGGAGACGAGGGAAUCCGAAGCAUCGUAGCAAUGGAUGAUUCGUUCGUCUGGACGGCGACGGGCAGCGCCGAAAUCAAGCGAUGGAAGGAUGUCGGUCGUCGCAUUCAUCGACUCGCUGCGGAUGACGAAGAUGAUGGCGUAUCUUACACCGUUCCUCAGGGAAUCAGCUCGUCCCCUCCACCAGAGCAGAAGCCGGCGCCGAUUCUCGAUCCAAUCGCUCAUGCUCAAGAUCUCGCGGCUUCAGCGCCUUUGCUAAGAACGGAUUCGCAUGACUCUCGUGCCGUCGCGUUCGCACCUGCUCCCACGCCUCGAUCAGGCGGGGUCGGCGCAGGAUCCGGGAUCGGAAGUCAGCUGCGACGAGCUCAUCUAUCGGGAACAUCUCUCCAAUCCAACUCGUCCAUUGGGAUUGAUGACGGCGCUAUUCCAGCACACGCAUCCUCCCUCCACGGCAUUCCUUACGAAUCUCUUGUCUGUCUUGGUCUGCCCGACUCGCCCUAUUCUCUUGGAUUCUCUCAUGCCCAUCGUUCGCAGGAUCUCACGGAUGGUCAGAGCGACCAGAAGGGGGUCAAGGGCGAUGUUGGAGGUGACGCGGGCUACACCUCUCGCCGUAAUUCGAUACAGGUCGACAGAGUGCAGAGUGCUGGCCUUCGUGCCAGGCAAGACUUUGAAGAUCGAGAUAUCGCUUCAGAGGCCAAACCAUUGCGGAAGACCCCAGACGACGUCAUUGCUGGCCGACCAGGUCUGGUGCGAUCCAUCAUCCUGAAUGACCGACAGCACGUCCUCUCUAUCGAUACAGAUGGAGAGAUUGCAGCUUGGAACAUCCUCUCCGGAAAGUGCGUCGGGCGAUUCUCUGCGGAAGAAGUUGCCGCCGCUAUGCUUCUGGAGCGAGGCGUCAAGACGGAUUCUGAGAUGCGCAAACAUUCGAUCGAAGCUUUGGAGCUGGUCAGGGAUAGGAUCGAGGGUGAAACGAUGAUCAUCACCUGGUGCAGCGUGGAUACCAAGAUCGGAAGUCUGGUCGUUCACCUUGAGGAAGGACGAGUCUUCGACGCAGAGGUUUACGCGGAUGAGCUGGGGUUGAAGUUCAAUUCGAAGGAGGAUAUAAGGUUGAACCUUGGCAAAUGGGCCCUGGGUAAUCUUUUCAAAGGCCUUAUCAAGGCCGAAGAAGAAUCGGUUGUCUCCAUGUCCCCAAAGAACCCAACAACGAAUCUUCCCGCAGUACAACGCAGUCCGGAAGCGCGACCAAUCCCACUCGAUCGCCCUCAAGCCGCACCUCGUCACCGGCAACGUGCACUCACAGGAUCUUUCUCUGGCGGCGCGCCUUCGCUUGACAUUCCAGGGUUAGCUACUGCCGCAGCUACUCCUGCUAUUUUGCCAGACUUUGAAUUCUCGAAAUCUGCUCCGACACCUGGAGGUGCAUGGCAAGCCUUCUCCAUUCGGGACAGCAAUAGUCUUUCGGCCAUCGCUGGCAGCCCCGCUAGUGUAGCUGCUAGCCCGCUAGAUACGACGAUGCGCGGUGACUACUUCUCAUUGAGGAAGCAACAAUCUGCCAUUACCGAGGAGAAGACACCCCAGAGCCCGGCUACGGCAUCACCUGUUGCAGCCACGCCAGUACCUUCUACACCUGGUGGUACAAAACUCAAGUUCAAGCCGUUCGGCAAGAAAAAGAAGCCUGAAGCGCCGAUGUCGACGGUGGUUGAGAACAAGGAGACUCCGCCGGCGGAGCCAGAGGAGAAGAAACCUCAGCUCUCUGAACGAGAAACUGAGCAGCUCACGAUCCUGGAUACCGUCCGAGCUCACGCCUUCCAUCCUCCUUCGGCUGUCGAUGCACCGCCUUUAGAAUUCCCGCCUACCACUGCUUUGCUCAUCUCGGAAGAGUCAAAAGACGCUGGAGCUUGGGUUGUCACUUAUCGAUCACAAGUAGCGUCCACUCACAGGGAUAUGGAGGCAUUGGAGAUGAACUCGCCAUUGUGGCUCCUCGAUUAUCUCUUCACGAGCCGAAUCAGGAUCAAAGAACCAGUCAAGUUGACUUUCAUCCUCGAACCGCUUGCCGAUUCCGGGAUGAAGGAAAUGCCAGAGGGCUCGACCCGUCUCUCUGCUAGUCGGAUUCUGCGUGCCAAGAAAAUCAUGGCGUUCAUCUAUGAUAAACUGGAUCUUGGCGCUCAACGACGAGCAAGCUUAUCCUCCGUCACAGGCAAGCUUGCGGGACUGUCAGUCAAGCGAGGAUCAGUCGGUGAUGCUGGGGAUCAAGUGAAACCCGAUGAAGCAUUGCCCGAAGAUAUCUUGGAACUCUUGUGUGGCACCCACGUCGUUGAUCCGAAAAUGACGCUGGCGACUUUGAAACAAUACUAUGGCAGUGGAGGCGACAUGCUAUUGCACUAUCGCUUCAAGGCAUCCGCCCAGGAGGAUGCACCUGCGGCUGCGUAGGAUUCGCGCCUCAAAGAGUGUAGAGGCUAGCUAAAUUAAUAUCUGUCGGGUGUUCGUGCGGAAGUCGCUUGGUUGCUUGAAGAUCAAAACCUGGAGCGUGUUGGCCCAGAAGAUUGGAGCACGAGUUGUAUACCCUAAUCUAGUUAUCGAGAGGGAUAGUGAUUCACAUCUGAGUAGUAGUGCAGGAUGCAAAAUCGAUUUUUCUUGA